GCGCACACGCACGCGCAGAAAUGUGUCUGUUUGGUUGCUGAGAAAGUUGAGGAAAAAUUCCAAAAAAAAAAAAAAAGAGAGAAAAAUAAUAGUUUUUGGUAUUUUAUUUAUUUGAAGUUAGUUUUUAUGUAUCAAGGAGUUGAAAAGUUUUGGCCUCAAAGAAUGCGGAGAAUCGUUUACUGUCAAUUUAGUGAAUUGACGAAUUUUUUCCCGAGUUUUUUUUUCUCGCUUCAGCUAUUGUUUUAUUCACAAAGAGGCUUGACAUAUAAAUGCAUGUCUGUUUUAGUUGCCAAGAUAAACGCGGUAUCAAGAGUCUUUUUCUUUCUCCGAAUGUAUGUCUGUUCGUGUUUAGUCGCUGAGAAAGCUUGCUGAAAUGCAAGGGAAAUAAGGAUUUUAUUCUGGGUUGUUAUUUUUUAUGAAAAUUAGAAGUUAACCUCAAAUACGGCGGAUAUUGAUUUUGCUCACUUCAGCUAUUAUUUUGUUAAAAUUAAUGGUUCUAAUAUGGUGGCUUGAAUUUUGAAUGGUUGGCCACUUGGCCUUCUCCAUUUCCUCAUGAACCUAUAGGAGCCUUUAUGUUAGUUUAUUUCUUGUUCGCCCCUUUGCUCUUUUGGAGCAGGGCGCUUGUGAUUUUGGUUGAGUUUUGGCUUUGCUUGUGCUUUUGCUAAAGUAAACUUUGUUUGCUGUUGGAAUUGAGUAGUGCCUUUGUUAGUGGUGGCCUCAAAAUGAUUUUGUUUGUUCUUUAUUAGUGUCAUGAUGAAUUACAAUAUAUUGCAUUAAAGUUUCUCGUGCUUAAUUUGCUUUACCAUUUCUCUGGGUUUUGAUUUAGAGAUUUCUCAAUUAUUGACUUUCCUUUAUUAUCUGCAUUCCAUUUUGUGUCAUUACCAUUCCCUAUGGUUCAGUCAGAAAAUCUGGCCUGUUCUAUUCCUUUUCUAUUAUUAUAUCUUGAACAUUUAAUUUUUGAGUAGAUCUGGGAUUCUGGGAAAGAGGCAGACUGAAAGGCAAAGAAAUUUACUAAAUUUGGGCUCAGACUCUAGUUCUUCCAGCAGUGGUACCAUUAAGGAAGAUCUGUUCACAUGUGGGUUGGGGCGGAGCUCUUCCAGACGGGUCCCUGGAACCCCAAUGAAGAAGUUAUUAGCGGAGGAAAUGUCAAAAGAAACUGAGCCCAAGAGACGAACUCCUAGUGUUAUUGCGAGGUUGAUGGGUCUUGAUGGGCUGCCACCUCAGCAGCCUCUACAUAGACAACAUAAGGGGUUCUCUGAAACUUACCAGCAGAGAGCUGCUUUCUUAGUGUCUGACAGGAAUGGAAAAUCACGUGAACACCGAUUGAAUAGGAAAGUCUCAAUGGACCAGAAAGAAUAUAAGGAUGUGUAUGAGGUUCCGGAGAUAUCAAAAAUUGGCAGUGACCCAGCAAAAGGGAUUUUAGAUCCAAAGCUUUCUGGAUCACUGGUGGCAUUCACUCAGCCAAGGCUCAUGGAUGCAAAAUGUCCUUCCACAAAUGAAAGGCUUUAUAGUUCUAGAGAAUCUUGUGAUACACUUGACCUGCUUAAUGCUAACAAGGAUCAGCAACCAGAUCCCUUGUUUAAGAAGCAUCUCCUCGAUCUGCAAGGUUCUGCUCCCAGAUCACAAUGCAGUCGCAUAUCAGUUAUAAAGUCAUCAGAUUCUGAAAACUAUGAAAGCAAUACCAUUGGCUGGAAAUCUGAUAAAGGGACAUCAUCUUGUGACACUAGCUCUUAUUGGAAACAUGGUCGCUCAACCCACUUUGGCAAUCAUUGUGGUGCUCAGGAACCUUUUCAGUUAUCGAAAGUUCAAUUAGAAGGGAAGCAUAAAACGGACAUUCUCCCAACAAGGAUUGUUGUUCUGAAGCCAAACUUUGAAAAGGUGCAGAAUGCUACUAAAUUUGUUUCAUCACCCUAUUCUUCAGAUAGUAGCAAACACAUGGAGUGUCAGAAUGUUGGCACUGUAGAGGCAGGAUCACAAGUUAAGAAAAAUUUGCCAUCAGAUUUGAGUUUUCUGGAAUCUAAGUCAAGAGAAUCCAGGAAGAUAGCAAAGGAGAUUACAAAGAGAGUGAGAGAAAGUCUGGGUAGCGAGCUGGUUGAUUUAUCUUCCAUACUUAGAGGAUAUGCUGGGGAUGAGAGCUCAUACAACAUGUCUGGAAGUGAUUCUACAAGUGAAUCAGAUGUGACAAUGCUGUCUUCCAGACAGUCCUUUCAUAGGAGUAACCGGAGCAAACCUCCAUCACUGAGUUCACCGGAGUCAUGUUUAACUAAGGAGGCUACUAAUAGACUAUCAGAGAGAUGGAAGACUUCCCAGAGAUUUCAGGAUGUUGAAGCAAUGGGUAAGGGCGGCACGCUGGGUGACAUGCUUGCUAUUUCUGACAGGGAAAUGAGCCCGAAGAAUUUGGGUCCAGUGGUUGGUUCAGAUUGGUUAAGUGACAAAUUUUCUGGUAAUGAGGAAAAUGCAGAGUGGGAUAGCCCUUUGGGUAUUAGUAGCCGGGAUGGCUGGAAGGAUGGAUACGUCAGAAAUUCCUCCAGGUUGAAAUCGAUUUCUGCUUCAUCUGUUGGAUUUGGUGGUUUACAGGCGGGCACGAAAUAUGGAACUCUUGACCAGGAUGGGUAUUUGAUGCCCGCAGAAGUCAUGAAUGAGGUUAGAAAUAAUGGAAUCAAGAAAAGUUUCAAAAAGAAAGAAGAUUAUGCAUCCAGAAACUUUAGAGCCUGCCAUGAGAUAUCUCAGUCCCAUCGUCGCAGCUUUAGUGAUAAUCCCAACUUUUUUUUGGAGGAAAAGCAAUUUAGCCACUCUCAAAUGAAGAGAUCCUGCAAUAAGACAUCUCAGUCCCAUCGCCGCAGCUUUAGUGAUAAUAUCGACUCUUUGGGGGAGAAGCAAUUUAGCCACUCUCAAACGAAGAGAUCCUGCAAUAAAACAUCCCAGUCUCAUUGCCGCUGCUAUAGUGAUAGUACUGACUCUUUGGAGGAAAAACAAUUUAACCACUCUCAGAAGAAGAUCAACCCUGGGAGAAAACAUCCACCAGAGCAACCUUUGGCUUCCAAGAUGCCAACUAGUAAUGUUGACAAUACAGGUUUGAUUACUGAUAUAGAGGUGGAUGCUAAAAGUGAGGAAAUGACCAGGUUGUCUGAAUCUCCUAUUGUGCUGCCACCAAAACCAUCACCUUGUCUGUUAGGAAAUUGCAAUUUCCCCACUCCUGUUCCAGAGGAUUCAAUAUUACAGAUCCACCGGAACAACACUGAGACAACAUUUCUUUCUCCUGGACCAUCUGAAGAAUCAGCUCCGCUACAGUACCCAGUACCUGAACCAUCAUCUCCAGCAAGCUCAAAGGAGGCUGUUCAUCUGAGUCCAGAUUCAGUCCUGGAUAUUCCUUUCACAGAAGAAGUAUUAUCUCGUUCUGAGUGCUUUGAGAGAGUCAGUGCUGAUCUUGAUGAGCUCCGAAUGCAGCUUAAGCUUCUCAAGAUGGAUUCUGGAGGAUAUUCUGAUGGUGGGGUGCUUAUUUCAAGCGAUCAAGAUGUUGGCCAACAAUCUCUCUUGGUCUCCGAAGAAGAGGCCAUAUUUGAAGACAGCACCUGGGAGUCAUCUUACCUAGUUAACGCGCUAAUCGACUCUGGACUUGAUGAUGCCGAUCCUGAUACCAUUGUGGCAACAUGGCACUCUUCAGACUGCCCCUUGGGUCCCUCAGUAUUCGACAACCUUGAGAAGCAGUAUUGCAGCGAGCCAUGUUCUAGGUCCGAAAGGAAGCUGCUCUUUGACCGCACGAAUUCUGGGCUCCUCGAGAUUUUCCAGCCCUUCAUGGAUCCCUUUCCAUGGGUGAAGCUGCCGACCAGGAAGCUUAGCCAUAAGUGGCCAGACCGGGGACUCAAAUACAAGCUGCGCAAGCUGCUGGCCAGGGAAGAGAAGCGAUCGAGCGAGGGCUCGACUGAGGCAGCGCUGGACGGGGAGAUGCAGUGGCUGGAUUUCGCAGAUGACAUCGAUGCCAUUGGUAAGGAACUUGAGAAGCUAAUAAUAGAUGAGUUCAUAACCGAGGUUGCAAAUAUGUAGGAUAGAUGAACCAGAACUGCAUUUUAGGGUAGCUGCAUGCAAAUGAACGAGGCAAUGGUAGGUCCAGAGAUUGAUAAAUAAAACACUAUUUUCCACCAUAUAUGUUGCCAUUUCUUUUACAGUAUGUUAGCUGUUAGCAAAUCUGGGUUUAAUCUUAUUAGUGGAUAUGUCUGUAUAAGAAUGGCGUUUUCUAUC
Messenger RNA from Diospyros lotus (date-plum), 4239 nucleotides. RefSeq lists its product as uncharacterized. Lineage: Eukaryota; Viridiplantae; Streptophyta; Magnoliopsida; Ericales; Ebenaceae. Bases 1120 to 4044 code for a protein of 974 amino acids. The transcript has 5 exons. The record is from RefSeq and is a predicted model, not a curated record.